This is a messenger RNA of Oncorhynchus masou masou (cherry salmon), 1801 nucleotides long. RefSeq names its product axoneme-associated protein mst101(1)-like. The transcript has 2 exons. The record is from RefSeq and is a predicted model, not a curated record. NCBI's taxonomy places the organism in Eukaryota, Metazoa, Chordata, Actinopteri, Salmoniformes, Salmonidae. The coding region runs from base 10 to 432 and encodes 140 amino acids.
AAGACAUGGAUGAGAUCAAUGGAUAAUCAGAUAUUGGCUGUUGAACGAGAGGCUGUGGAACGAGAGGCUGUGGAACGAGAGGCUGUUGAACGAGAGGCUGUGGAACGAGAGGCCGUGGAACGAGAGGCCGUGGAACGAGAGGCUGUUGAACGAGACGCUGUGGAACGAGAGGCUGUUGAACGAGAGGCUGUUGAACGAGAGGCUGUGGAACGAGAGGCUGUGGAUCGAGAGGCUGUUGAACGAGAGGCUGUGGAACCAGAGGCCGUGGAACGAGAGUCCGUUGAACGAGAGGCCGUGGAACGAGAGACUGUGGAACGAGAGGCCGUGGAACGAGAGGCCGUUGAACGAGAGGCCGUGGAACGAGAGGCUGUGGAACGAGAGGCUGUGGAACGAGAGCAACUUACCAACCCCAGCGGCUACAAAGAGAGGUAGUUGAAAUGAAGGCUACAUGUAAUGCAGAUGCUGUAGUAUAUUUAAGCAAUAAGGCCUGAGGGGGUUUGUGGUAUAUGGUCAAUAUACCACGGCUAAGGGCUGUUGUUAUUGCACGACGCAAUGCGGAGAGCCUGGAUACAGGCCUUAGCCGUGGUAUAUUGGCCAUAUACCACAAACCCCCAAGGUUUCUUAUUGCUAUUAUAAACUGGUUACCAACUUAAUUAGAGCAGUAAAAAUAAAUGUUUUGUCAUGCCCGUGGUAUACGGUCUGAUAUACCAUGGCUUUCGGCCAAUUAGCAUUCAGGGCUCGAAACACCCAGUUUAUAAUGUCCAUUAUUAAACCCUUAACCAUCACCCCAAUGAUGGUCAUGUCUUCAUUUGGAGAAUUUUAAGAAUGGUAUUUCUUUGUACAUUACCAAAAAGGGUAACAUUUUGACUUCAAAGACACAGUUUAUCAAAUCAAAUCAAAUCAUGUACAAUGCCUGGAUUAAAAUAAAGAACACGAACAGAUUGAACAACUGCAAAAGAAAGUAAUUUCACAUUUAUUACAGCACUUACUGGGGUAAAAAUAUUACUAUAUUAUGUUGACUUGAAAUGUGUAUCUAAUGAUUGUUAUUAAAAUGCCUGCAUGCCUCCAUGUGGGUUCAAUCCCUUUUGUAGGGAAUUUAACCCAAGUGGCAUUCACAAGAGUUGAAUGGCCACACCUCUCCUCUCUCUCCCUAGUUAUUUAACAUGCAGUUCAUGACACUGUUCAGUGAACUACAAGAUAUUCUGUCCUUUUAUCGAUGUGAUCUAAAUACCCUAAGCCGGCCCAGCAUCGUCCAGGUUUGGGCGGGGUAGGCCGUCAUUGUAAAUAAAAAUUUGUUCUUAACUGGGGGGAGGCAGAAAGCGCUGUAGGCCCCUGGAUGUAGGGGGAGUGACCUGCAGGAGCAGGCAGUUCCCACAGCCUGACACGGACAUCACUAGAGGGCCCAACACUGCUGCAAUAGGGAGGUCAGGGGUUGAAGUGAAGACAAUUAUUCUAUACAAGUAAAUUCUAUCACCAAAUUGAUGAAAUGAGGAUCACAAGAAUGGACAAUAUUUUUCAAUUUCCAAAAGAGCAGACUAAAGUUUCACUCAGUUGGACUUCUGGCUAAGGGUGAAGGCAUGAACGCGGACCUGACAGUAACAGAAGGAAUCCUUGAACUUGUUAAAGAGGUCAUAUGGCUGGUUGGUCUUCAACCUAGCACAUGAGUUCUUCCUGGAGGAGGGAACAUUUACAUUUAAGUCAUUUAGCAGACGCUCUUAUCCAGAGCGACUUACAAAUUGGUGAAUUCACCUUCUGACAUCCAGUGGAACAGCCACUUUACAAUAGUGCAUCUAAAUCAUUA